AUGGGCAUCUGGUCAGUUUCCUUUUUUUGCAUAUUGACCAUCUACUUUGCAGCACAAGGGAUUGAGUCCAAGUUUUUGAACUUCAAAGCUGGCUAUGAAUAUGUUUAUCGUUAUGAAGGUCACUCUUCUUUCAAAGACCUAGGAAAAUUCAUCAUUAAAGCUAAGGUCAGUUAUACAAACAUUCAAAGCUUGGACGAUGGACAGGAAUUGUUGUUAAAAGUAUACAACUUGAAUGUUUCCCCAGAGGAGAAUCCAAAUACCAAGGGCAUCGACAAUGACUUUUCAAAAUGGUUUUCUUUCGUGAUAUCUACACGAGGAGUGGUGGACCAUGUGUAUCACCCACACGGAGAAGAAGACGAAGUGGUGGCCACAAAGAAAGGUCUUGCUUCGUUAUUUGCUGCCAAACUACACGAAUUUGGAGAGAUUCCUGGAAAUAGAAGCAGUGGUGGUUUUACUUACCAUAUUUUUGAGAAUGGAACUGAAGGAGAACAUAAUGCUACAUACAUGGUUUCCCCAGUAAAAGAAGGUUUAAAGUUCAAAAAGACAAGACUCCAGCACCCAGUAAAGAAUGCAAAGGCAUCAUUUCAUAAGACUAUGAUCUACCAAGACUACCUUGAAACCAUUCACAGUGUGCUUAUUGAAGAAAACUUUACCUCUCCGAAAACACCUCCAGGAUUUGAUCCAUAUCAUGGCAUGAGGAAAGUAAAGGCUGUAAAUGACUUCAGUAAAGAAGAGUAUCCAACAAUGUCCUACACCAGUCAAGGCAAGCUUAGUUUCCUUACAAGACAGUUAGACAAAAAACAAUGGUUGAAGCCAAGUGAAAAACUUCUGAAAGCCCCAAUACAUGUUGGCUCUGUUAAACACACACCAAAACAUUUGAAUUUGUCAGAGUGCAGAAAAAACAUCAUGGCAAAUCUGACUUGUAUUGAAAAUCAGCCUGAACAAGGUUCCCCUGUUGCUGGAUUGUGCUUUCGAAAUAUUGUUAAUCAACUUCUUGGGUUACCAGACAAGGAAAUUGUAAAAAUAGCAGAGUUCUACUUCAGUGCUUUGCGACCAACGGUUUAUAAGUAUCGUAGAGCUAUAGAGAAUAUGGUUGAUGCUUUCGGAGCAAUGAACACAGAAUUGUCUGAGAGACUACUGGCAGAGAAAGUUCUUCUGAGUCCCACUCCUGAUCAUGAUCUUGUCAAAAGGGUUCUGACUCAUGUUGCAAUCAAUGACAGGGCCCCAUCAGAGGUGAUGUUGAAAACGUUAGAAGAUGCAGUGAUCCAUCAAGAGAAAUUUCCCAAAGAAUUUUACAUCAAGGACACACACAGUAGAUGCAUGCUGGCCCUAGGAGCUGUUAGCCACAAACUGUUUAAGGAAGGACAGACAGAGAGAGCCAGAAAAAUAAUGUCUUGGAUUCAUCUGAAAUUGGGAUUGCAUGAUCCUUGGGAGUACAGACAAAAGAGAGCUGUGAUGACGAGGCAGGAAAUGGAGGACUAUGACAGCCAUAAAGUUAUUCUCCUUGAGACUUUGGGAAAUGCCAGGCUAGAUGAUUCCUAUGACUACAUUCUAUCUCAUAUCAACAGCACAAACUCACCAUGGAUAAAGAGGGCGGGAUGUCAUGCCCUCCGCAAAUACCACCAUGAACAUGCUGCUGAGACUCUGCUGUAUUCAGCUCUGUAUGAUGAGGAGCAGUCAGUCAGAUAUGAGGCUUCUCUCUUGUACAUGGCUCAUCCAAAGGGAAAGAUGAUUGCGCCUAUGAAUGCCAAGGAAGAAAAAUUGUUUGACAACACAACAAUUGUGGAUGAUCCAUAUGAUUCUGGUGUGGAUGUAGUAGACCUUACUGCAGAUCAUCAGCGUUCUCGUAGGAAUGUUUGGGAAGGACACUAUUUUAGACUGGAAGCUCCAGGUGUAGACUGGAGAAAGACACUUGGCACCCAAGAUAUUGGUGCAUCUUUUGGAGUUAUCAUGAUAAACUUCCUGAAUUUAGCAGUAGCCCCAACCCAAGGUCACCUAAAAAUUCAUGUCCAUGAUGAAGCAUAUGCAAGGAUACAUUUUGGAAUUCUUGAUUUCAACUAUGAUUUUUUCAUUGCCAGAGUUUGUUUUCAAGGGGGCACUGAAUACAGUUUUAACAUUUUACAGGGAAAUGAGAUGAAGAAAAUAGCGGAUAUCGCAUUAAAUUUUUCAAAGAAGCUGGCAGAUAUCGUGAAUGGCAUUAAGUCAGGGGUACAAUUGUUCAAGGAUUUGAUAUCCGGCAGACUCAGUCUUAAGAAAGUCAUUGAUGAUUUUGUCAGUGCUAUUACAAGUUUACCAAAUAAGGUGGUGAGUUUGGUAGAGAAAUCAACAGAAGCCCUGGAAAAAAUAGGACACUAUGACCCUGAAGAUCUACCUCUAGAGUUCAAGCCUACCAUUAACUUUGUGCAUAAAGUCGCAAAGUUGUUUAGUGACAUAAAAACUGAUGUGAUGGGAUUUGUACAUGCAGUGGAACAGUCUAUUAAAGUUGAAAUCCCACAUCAAGGCAAGGUCUUGUUUGAGAGCAUAAGGGACAUUAUUGAAGGAUUUUCAAAGAUUCUUGGAAACCCUAAAGCAGCACUUCAGAGUAUUGGGAAAGGUGUUUUCUCAAUUUUUCAAUCUAUAAAGAUUAUACUUCAACAGAAGAAAAAAGUACAAGAAGCAUGCUUCUUCCUAAGGGAUGAAAAGCCAUAUUGGUUUGAUGUUGAAACAUUGCUGCUUGAAUACAAGCCCCUAGCUGAUCAAGCCUUUGCCAGUUUGAAAAGUGCUGGUGACAGAUGGGUCAAUGAGAAAAUAGAGGAUGCAGAAGAUAGAGUCAAAAAGUUUACAAAGGGCAGAGUUACACUGGUUUACCUUAGGCGAGAGGCAGUGCAAACAAUAGAAAAUCUCCAAGCCCUAUUGAUGGACCCCUUUAAUGAGUUAUUAGGAUUGGCAGAUAAAUUUGUGAAAGGGUUUUUUGGGGUCUUUGGACUUAUUAAAAAGGUCAAAGAUGCAUACACCACUCUAAAAGAAGGUUAUGACACAGCAAGAGGGAUAAUUGAUGCCUUAUUUGGACCAAAGGCACACAAAAAUUUUCCAAAGAAUCGCCGUUUAAAAGGGAGAGGAUGUGAUAAUGGAUUUUAUCCGUCAUCUUUAGGAGGUGGACGUAGCGAAUACAGACACACAGGACUUGAUCUGUUGGUAGUGAAGGGUGACCCUAUUGUAGCUCCUUUUGGUGGUACUAUAACUGUUGAUAGAGAGGACUCCAGCACUGUUAUCAUCAGUGCAGAAGGAUGUUCACUUCGAGGAAUUACAAUCUUCAUAACCAACAUAGAACCCAACUCCACCAUUGACACAGAAGAGGGCAGAUCAUGUGCAGCAGGUCAACCCAUUGGUAGAGCCACUGGUUCAGACUGUGAUAAUCACAUCCAUUUAGCAUUUCAAAAGGACGGAGGCUAUAUUGACCCAACCAAAUUUCUUGAGUCCUUAAUGCCUGUUGUACCUAAGUGGAAGCAGAUAUGUGAUGACUACAAACUUGUUUUCAAGAAGGAAACAAUAGCAGCUGGUGUUAUAGUUGGUUUGAAGGGUGAAGGUGUCCAAAAUAAAGACCCCACUAUUACCAACACAGAUAAGGCUAUUCCAAUUCAAUUUCCAGCAAGCAGUCAAAAUCCUGAUGAUACCAUAGCCAUAAAAUCUAAACCAAGUGGCCUUUUUGCUAAAGUACACUCGAGCUUAAGCAGUGCUCUAGAUUUUGACACAGAUGAUGACCAGUGCCCUGCCAUUAUGGGAACCAAAUCUUCUGUUGGAAAAAGAUCUCUUUCCCAUGGAAAAGGAAUAUUCUCUAAACUGUUAAAGACUGCAGAUAAAUUUUUGGAGAAAUUCAACAUAAGACGAUUAAAGUUUGGCACGAUCAUGGAAUUUCUGGACAGAUUUGGAAUGACAGAGAGUAAGGCUGCAAUGGCAAGAGUGAUGAUGGAAAUAAAGAACAUCAUAGAUGACACAGCCUGUAUAAAUCCUUAUGAGAUGACAGAAGAUCAGCUUGUAAAUGAACUGACAGAGAGGGGUAAAGACACAAAGGGAUCAAGAGAACAGCUGAUUGAAAGACUGGUGCAGUUAGACAAAGGUUGCCCUUUGCUGUCCUUCACCAUGCCAAAAAAUAAUGUCUACUGCACCUUUGACAGCAUGUGUCUCGGGUUAGAAUGUUGCAUCAACAUUAAGUUUGCUGUUUUCUUAAAAAUCUUAAAAGUGUGGGCACGCUUUGAUCCAUGUGCUUCUCCUCAAAUGUUUUUCACCCUUGGUUUGGACUCGUACACAUACAGAAUUGAGAUACCAAGUGAUAUAACCUAUGAUGGUUAUGAAGGAGAACUGAGGUCAGGAAAUAAGCUGAAUAUAUUAGGAGGCUUAGAAGCAGUCAUUAGGUACAACAUAUUCAAAGGUGUAAAUGCCACUUUGGUAACAUUUGGAGUUGGACUAUGUAGCUUUAAUGAUUCAGAAAACUGUCUAGUGUUUAUUAACUUGUUGGAUAAUGCUGUUCUUCCCGUGCCUACUUGUUUACCUGAUGGAUCUCUAUUGUGGCCUAAGUUGGAUUUCAAAAAACUGUUUUUGAAAGAAGCAUUAUAUAAGCAUAUCAAAGAACAAGGAAAAUCUGUCAUCAAGGGGGUAACAUCCAAGCUGAUGGAUGAAUUCUUAAAGUUGUUGAAAAUGGACAAGGAAAAACUUAAUGAAGAUGUUCCAUUGCCCAAGCCUGAUAAAAUGACUUUGGGACAGAUUACAGCAGAGCUAGUACAGAGAAGCUUGUCUACAAGAGGUUCAAGAUCAGAGCAGAAUGAACGCCUCACAAAGGAUGACUUGACAUGUACCAGUAUUACCUUGAAAGAGGUACCACAGAGCCUCUCAGAUUUUCUGUAUUAUAAAAUUCAAAAAGACUGCUUGAGGAUUGAUGUGUGGGUUGACAUUAAUGUUAAACUGUUGGGCUAUUCCUUCAGUAGAACUUUGUCCGCAUUCAUAGAAUUGGAUCCAUGCAGUUUUGUUGUGCAAAUUGGAUUUGAAAAAUACUUGUGGACAAAAGUUCUAUUGAAUUACAAUUGGGGAUCAAAUGAAAUGGCAGAAAUAAGCUCAAAUGUGAAAAUCAUGUACAGCAUUGGAAGAAAUGUUGAUGAAGGAGUGUUCAUUUUGAAGUUUGGACUUAUGAUUUGUUUGUCUUCACCAGCGGAUUGCAUUUUAGACAAAUAUCUGUUCACAGAUUUGAGGAUUCCUAUUCCUGUGUGCAGAGACUUUGUUUUUCCAGGAAAUGGAUCAUUUGCUGGACUGCUUGAAAAAAUUGGAGGAAAAAUGACAGAGGAAGCUUUUGAGCUUGUCCUAAGAAAGUUUGAUCUGAAUGAUGUAAUAACAUCAGGACCAUGCCCAGGCAUUCCACCAUCACCUGAAAGCUGUCCAACUGAGUUUGAUGUGCGAAAGAAUUUACCAGAAGAGCUGAAGAAGAUGGUAACAUGUGAACAGCCUCCUAAUUGUUGGGGAAUUGACUGUUGUCUUCAGCUGACUUUCAACAUACCCCUGGGAGAUACCAAAAUAACUAAGAACAUCCCCUUCUGGUUCAAGUUAGACCCAUGUGAUUUCUCCUUAGACGUUGCUUUUGGAAGGAAAACUCUUCUUAAAACACAUUUGUUGGAAUAUGAGUAUGGAAAGCAGCACACUUUGACACUUGGCUCUGGAAAUCCACCUCCAGUUGAAAUUAUGUAUAGGUUAGAUCAAAUUCCAGGAAACAAAGGCUUUAUAGUGGAUUUAAGAAUACUCAUUUGUUUUGACUUUGAUGUGAAAACUACAUGUAUUCCAACAAAUGAUGGGAUUCAUCUAUUGAAAAAUCAGGAAAUUCCACUCUGUGAUCAGAGGCAUUUGAUUAACUUUAGCAAUUUCUCAUUGACUGAUUGGAUGAGGGAGAAGUCACUGGAUCUGGAUGAACAGCUGGCAGAGGGCGCUGUGAUGUUACUGCUGGACCAGCUUAAUCUGACCGACUUCUUCCAAAGACCCAAAUGUGACAGAACAAGGAUGCCAUACAUACCCUCUAUACAAGGGAUACACAAUAAAUGUCCAAAGACCAUUGUUUACCUUCCAUCCAAGAUCCCUGACCCAAUGUCCUGCUAUAUACCUGACUACUGUACAGGGAUAGAGUGCUGUGCUGACAUUCCUGUCCUUGGCCUUGGGUUACAUGUGUUUGCUUUUCUGGACCUGGACAAACUAGAGCUCCGAAUAGGAAUGGAAAACAUUAAAGAGACCAUCAAACUUAAUGACUAUGUAUGGGGAGAGGUUAAAUCUUACAGUGUGGCUGAAGGUCUUAUCAAACUAAGGUUAAGUGUGAAGCCAAUAACAAAUGAGAAUGUAUAUGUUUUCAAUGUUCAUGCCUCUGUGUGUCUGAAUGGAGGAAAGUGUUCAACUGACAUCCCAAUUUUAAGGAAUACCAGGUUACCAACAAUCAGAGCCAUAAUCACUGGAGAAAGCAAGAAUUUUUCAUUUACAAAUUGGCUUCAUGAGAUGAACAUAACACAGGAAAAUCUAAGAGAUAAUGCAAAGGCUCUUCUGGUCCAGCAACUCGGUAUUGACCAGUACUUGUUAGACACACCAUGUGAUUCAUCUGGAGAUGUGUAUUCACCUAGUGUCCAAGGCUGGAAAAAUGAGUGUCCAUUGGACUGGGUGGUUUUACCCCAGAUUACCUCAGACAAAGUGAGAUGCAGCCUUUCCUCUAACUGUACAAGGAUAGACUGCUGUGUGGACUUCAGUCUGCUGAACCUCAAACUUCACUUCUUCCUACACUUUGAUAGGUGUAAUUAUGUCAUCUCUGGAGGAAUCGAAAAGAAAACUUUCAGUUAUGGACUGCUGGAUUUCAAUAGUUUCUGGGGUAGGGAAGUCUCCAUGGAUAUUGGAAAUGUUGUCUUCAUCAAAUUUAAAGCCACUCAGCUGGAAGUAUCUAAGAAAUAUGUUCUAGACAUGGGAGUUUCUGUGUGUUUAGAACCUGAUGUCUGUGAUUUGGAUAUUCCUAUAUUAAAAGAAGUCCUUAUUCCAAUUCUCAAUUGUGACCUCACAAUGGAUUUCAAUGUCAAAGAUUUUUCUCUUGUGAAAUGGAUGGAUGACCAAGGUCUGUCAUUUGAUGGCAGUUUGUCCACAGCUCUGGCUGCUGCUUUGUUUAAGAAGCUGGGGAUUGAUUCCUUCCUGAAGAAUCCAGCAUGUGAAAGGACAGAAGCACCUUACAGUGUCAACAAACUGGACAACAGCGGCUGGUCCUCAGACUGUCCAGCUAAAAUGUCUUUGCCCAAAAUAAGAGGAACAACUGCCUGCUACAUUAAAAACACAUGUACAGCUAUUAAGUGCUGUUUGGAGGUUGGAAAAGUUAGCAGAACUUUUGAGAUUGAAUUGGAUAUUGACUUCUGUAACCAGAAACUGACUUUUGGUAUAGAGAAGCUUACAGAAACUGUUACUCUCCAAGGAUUUGAGUAUGGCAAAAGAAAGGAAGUAGUCAUCAUGGGAAUUGUCAGGAUGUGGUACACCAUUUGGGAUCAUGAAGGGGAAGGGGUUUAUGUGGUAACAGUAGAUCUGGCAAUCUGCUUUGAAGAUAGAGGUGAUUGUCUCAUCAACACAAAUAUCCUAAAUCAAUUCAAAUUGUCAAAGCAGGCAUGUCUUUGGGGAACAUCAUUCUUGAGCCAAGAUUUUUCCCUGAAGCAGUUUAUGGAUGAUGCUGCCAUCACAGCAUAUGACCAGAUAAAAGGUCUUGCUCUUGAUAAACUGAAAGAGGCACUUGGUCUUCCUACCUUCUUGAAUGAUCCCCCUUGUUCAUUGGUAGGCUCUGCCUAUGUACCAAAUACCAAUGGAAUCAAAAAAGUGUGCUCAAGGGACAUUUCUUCCCUUCCAACACUCCCCAGCAACAUGGUUUGUCAGAUCACAGAGUCCUGUACAGGAGUUGACUGUUGUAUUAGAGCAGAGCCAAUCCACCACAACUUCCAUGCCUACCUUGACAUUGAUCCAUGUAACUUCACCAUCAGAUUUGGUAUUGAUAAAUUCCAGUUUCAGAUCUACAUGCAGGAGUACAGUUUUGGAAUAGAAAAAGAUGUCAGACUGGUCAAUGUUGUUCGUAUUAAGUUCCAGAUAUGGGAUUUAUCAGCUGAGAACCAGUAUCUUAUCAAUCUCAGAUUUAGUGUUUGCUUUGAUUCAAAGUCGGCUUGUUUACUGGAUAAGGUAAUUUUCCACGAGAAGCGUCUGCCAAAGAAAGUUUGUGAUUUUGCUGGAGCAGCACUGAUACAAGACUUUUCACUGGAGGAAUGGAAGACAUCUCUUGGUUUAUCAACAGAGAAUCUACUGCCCACCCUGACAGAUCAGCUGAUGGAACAUCUAGGGAUUGCUGGAUACUUAAAACGACCCCAGUGUAGUAUAAAUGAUAUGCUCAGCAGUAUGGAGAGAUGGAUUGACAAGUGUCCAAAAUCCCAACUGUACAAGAAACCAAGCCUGGCAGGUCUACCAGUGUUGUGUUCCAUCUCCUCUAGAUGUACAGAGAUUCACUGCUGUGUGCAAGUAAAGCCAAUAGGAAGAAACUUUGAGACUUACCUCAAUCUUGACACAUGUAACAAAACUUUGGUUGUCGGAAUUGAGCAGUAUAGAAGAAAAUUUAGUCUCCACAACUACACUUUUGGAACAAAGAGAAAGUUUUGGCUGCAGAAUAUUAUAAAGAUAGAAUACAGUAUUGAAGACCUUGUUGGAUAUACCAAGUACUUGGUGAACAUGAAAGUUGAAGUCUGUUUGGAGAGAAACAAGCCAUGUAUAUUUUCCCAGAACAUUGCAAAAGAUAUGUACCUUCCAAAAAUUGAGUGUAACUGGUCAUUAGUCUCUUCUGAGUUUUCCUUAAGUGAAUGGUACAAGAAAAUGUCUCUCUCCAUUGGGUCUGUAUUGUCAGCAACCCAACUUUCCAUCUUGAAAGAAGCAUUAGGAAUAACCAACUUCUUGUUGCCUAAAACAAAACAGUGUAACAGAAUUUCAUCUGCUUACAAACCCGAGUCUCCAGACCAAGGUGGAUGGAAAAUAGACUGUCCAUUAGCAAUAGGGAAUUUAACAGAGAUUACAAGUGGACUACCCCUGAGUUGUCACAUAAAGAGUCAGUGUACAGCUAUAGAAUGUUGUCUAGAUCUACAGGAUCCUCUACAACAAACCAUUCACUUCUUCCUUGACCUUGACCUUUGUCUGCAGACACUGAAAGCGGGAAUAGAAAACUAUGUAUAUGAGAGGACACUCUUCUCCUUCUCUUAUGGCAGCCAAGAUUACUUCAAACUUGCAAAUUUCGUACAGAUUCUGUACCAAAUUGAUGAAGUUAAGAAGACAGAUUUGCAAUUAUCCCUAAGUGUCAAGAUCUGUUUGGAAGAAAAUACUUGUGUCUAUGAUUUCAAAUUACUGGACAAAGUGGUCAUUCCUAAACCAGGAUGUAGCUGGGACUUUGCUUAUACCAUUCCAGACUUCUCUUUGAAAAAUUGGUACAACAACAUUGGGGCAAGUAUUGGUUCUCAGUUGUCCAACCUUAAUGCUGCAAAGUUGUUGGAGGAGCUUGGUAUUGCCAAGUACACCCAGGAAAUACCUUGUCAGAGGGCAGGACCAGCAUACAGUCCACAUGUUAAUGGAUGGAAAUCAGACUGUCAGAUGGAAGUGUUGACCAGUCCAAUCAAAGACCCUGUUUCCUGUCUGAUUAAGGACACCUGCACUGCUGUCAGUUGUUGUAUGGACAUUGAUUUUUUACAGCGGUCUUUUGAGACCUAUAUCACAUUAGAUGCUUGUAACCACUGGAUAUUGGUUGGAGUUGAGAAAUUGUCUUUUAACCUCAGUUUGGAUGAUAUUUCAUUUGGCACUGAGAACAAAUUUUACUUAAACAGUGUGAUUCGCAUAGACUACAAGAUAGAGGAUAUGCACAUUGAAAGACAGUUUAAAGUGUCAAUGAGCAUCAAGGCAUGUUUUGAGGCCUCAGAUGACAAUCAAUGUAUCAUUAACAUUGACAUCUUCAAGAACACACUUCUACCUAAGAAAAUCUGUGACUGGACAGAAGGAUUUGCCACAGCUAACUUCAGUUUGUCGGAGUGGUACCGAGAUCUUUCCUUACCGGAGGGUUCCAUUCUGUCACAGGUGAAUAAAGACAGACUUUUGGACAUGCUUGGCAUAAGGUCAUACCUUAACAAAGACCCUUGUUCAUUUACAUCCACAAUAUACAGCCCUGCCAACAGCAAAGGGUGGAAAAAUGAGUGCAAGUCAGGCGUGACAUCUAACUUGCCAGCCUUACCAUCCACAGUCAGAUGUAACAUACCUGAUUACUGUACAGGAGUGACUUGUUGCUUGGCAGAAGAUUCUGUACUGAGGCACCAUUUUACUGUGGGAGUCAAACUUGAUGACUGUAACCACAUACUGACUUUCCAAAUAGAGAAACUAAAGAUUGAAAUUGCUCUGAAAGACUACAGUUUUGGUGUUGUGGAAAAGAGAUUUCUUAUGAGCGUCAUUCAGUUUGAAUUCAAAAUAGAUGACAAGCCAUUGGAAAAAAGCUACAAAAUCUCAGCAAGUUUGAAGAUUUGCUAUGGAGUAGGACCAUGUGCAUUAGACACUGUUCACCUGAUUCAGGAUUUCAUCCUUCCUAAAACUUUGUGUGAAUGGGGAAGUGGAUUUGUGUCAGAAUUUUCUCUGCAGUCAUGGUUGAAGGACCGAGGAUUAGACACUAAAGCUGUUCUUUCAUCUUUAAAUGCUGGAUCACUUUUUUCAUCCUUAGGGAUGUCAGAUUUUUUAAAAGAUCCACAGUGUAAAAGAACAUCAGGAAACUAUCAUCUUAGUGGAAGUGGAUGGAAGAAUGACUGUCCCAGCAUUCCAUUCCUGCCUGCAUUACCCAGUUCAGUGUCCUGCCACAUCCCCAACACCUGUACCAGUAUAGACUGCUGUGCUGAGAUAGCCUUCCUUAAUGGUCGCUCCAUCAAUGUACAAGUCCUGAUGGAUCCAUGUGAAGCUAUCAUGAGUCUAAACAUUGAGAAAAUGCAGUACAACAUUACUCUGUUUGAUUAUGAUUUUGGAACAACUGAUCAUUUCACAUUGCAAGGGGCCAUCAGAAUAGAUUUCAACAUCCAGAACAUGGUUAUGGAGAAGAAGUACCUGUUGAACAUGAACCUGAGUGUUUGUAUGGAGACCUCUGAUCUCUCAGAUUGUGUGUACUCUGUGGUUAUAUUCCACAAUACUAUACUACCUAAACAACUCUGCAGCAUGGAACUUGACUACCUGAAUCCUGGAUUUGACCUUUCAUCUUGGAAAACCUUGCAUGGUUUUGGCUCUGUUUUGACCCAUGAACAGGCCCAGAAGUUAUUGAGGGAGUUGGGUGUUGAGGAAUAUGUAGGGAUUGGGUGUUCUAGGAAUGCUGCACCUUAUGAUCCAGAGACACACAAUGGGUGGAAUGUACCCACAGCAUGUAAAGUGAAUCCGCCUACCUUGCCAAGUAAUAUCAACUGCUACAUCAACACCUCCUGUACUGGUAUCAGCUGUUGUUUUGAUGACUCGAUCACUGGGACGUCCUACCAGAUCUCAGUCACUGUAGACUCUUGUGGAGAGACCCUGGUCAUCACACUGGAGAAAAUGAAGUUUGUCAUUUCAUUGUUUGAUUAUCCCAUGGGAACCAAGAGAACUGCACAGCUAUUUGGAAUUUUGCAGCUGGAGUAUAUGAUUAAUGAUUUACAUCUGCUUGGAGAAAUUGUGGUUGAUCUCAAAGCAAAACUCUGCUUUUCUAAAAACAAGGCCUGUGAAAAUGAAAUGACAAUUUUGCAAGAUUUCAGACUGCCAAAACCACUUUGUAAUUUUAGUGCAGGAGGAUUUGCAAUUCCAGAUUUUUCAUUAAUUAAAUGGAUGAAAGAUAUUGGAAAUUUUGGAAAUAACAUGACACUUGAACAGUGGGCUGUUGAUCUGCUGAAAUCAAAAUUGAAGCUUUCCAACUACAUGCUGGAUCCAAUGUGUAAAAGGUCACAGUAUUUAGCAGGCAGUGCCAACUGGAACCUAAGCGCCUGUCCAACAAUAGUGUCUGUUCAACCUGUACCCAGUCAUACAUCAUGUGCUCUCUCUUCCGCCUGCUCGGGUAUCAAAUGCUGCACAGAUAUAGCUCUACUAAAAACAGCUGUCCAGUUUGAAGUCAGCGUGGACAGAUGCAAAGGAAAAGUUUUCAUUAUGUUAGAAAAACUGGAAAUUGUGAUCAUGCUCAAGGAUUUCAAAUUUUCAUCUUGGGAAACUUAUACAAUACAGAAUGUAUUCAGAUUGGUAUAUAAAAUUGAUUACCUCUCUGUCGAAUCUGCGUUUGUAUUCAACAUCAAAUUCAGUGCUUGUUUUGAAAGUAAAGGGGACUGUAUGCUGAGCAUUCCUAUCAUGCAAGAUGUGAAAAUAUCAAUCAUACCAUGUAAUUUUAGUAUGCAAGCCUUUGCUAUUUCAGGUUUUAGUCUGAAUGAUUACCUCAUCAGUAAAGGAAUACCAACCUCUAUUACUUCCCUGUCAAGCAUAUUAGCAGAUCAGUUGUUGGAUUAUCUGGGUGUUGGCAGUUUUUUCAAUGACAUUCCUUGCAACCAAUCUAAUUUUGCCAGGACAGCAUCAGGCUUCACUUUAGAUCCAUCCUGUGUGCAGAAUGUUUCUUCCUACCUCCCAACUCUGCCUGCUGAUACAAACUGUAGGAUCUUCUCUAGAUGUACUGCUAUACAAUGCUGCACAGACAUCUCUCUCAUUAGAAGGACUCUGAACUACACCAUCAGUAUUGAUGCUUGUGCUCACUCCUUACUGUUACAAAUAGAGACCUUCCGAUGGGAACUUUCUCUUGUGAGCUUCCACUUUGGAAAGGAACAGAAAUUCAGCAUUGACCAAGUCUUUUCAAUUAAGUACAAGAUUACAGAUUUGAUUGGUCAAGGCCAGUACCUUAUAGACAUGAGGCUCAGUGUGUGCUUCAGUGAUGGGUCACCUUGUCAGCUGGAGAACACCAUUGUCAGUAACUACCUCGUGUCUAAACCAUUCUGUGCUUGGUUUAAUGGAUUCAAAGUUGCAAACUUUUCAUACUCCAGUUGGUUAUCGUUGAAUAAGCUGAGUCCUUCAGAUGUUCUCUCCCAGAGCAAUUCAUUAAAACUUACAGAAACGCUUGGCCUUACAAAAUUCUUAAAGACCCAGACCUGUAAUAAUGAGAAGGAACUCUAUAAAAAUCCCUACCAAGGAUGGACUUCAGGCUGCGUGUCAGACAGAGACAUCAGUAAACCUGUCCUGGAUUCCAGUAUUGUCACCUGUCAUCUACAGAAAUCCUGUACAGGUGUACAGUGUUGUGUCAGCGUACCUCACACAGGCUUCUCUGUGGAGACAUUUGUAGAAAUCAGUCCAUGUGAUCAUCAACUCAGGGUGGGAAUAGAAAACCUGAAAUUCAACAAAAGUCUGUUUGGUUACAAGUUUGGACAAAAUGAGAAGUUUGAUUUAUUUGGACUGGUAGUAGUGGAUUUUAAGGUAAUUGAUCUGGACUUUUUUGGAGGGACUGGGAAGUACUUGGUGAAUUUGAACAUCAGUGUUUGUUUGGAAUCAGGACAACCUUGUGGGACAAUAAUUCCAGUAUUUGUCAACAGUCUACUGCCAAAGCAAGUAUGUGAAAAGGGACUGGACUUCAUCAACAAAG
Saccostrea cuccullata (small rock oyster) is the source of this 13648-nucleotide messenger RNA. RefSeq lists its product as uncharacterized. The transcript has 88 exons. The record is from RefSeq and is a predicted model, not a curated record. Lineage: Eukaryota; Metazoa; Mollusca; Bivalvia; Ostreida; Ostreidae. Gene Ontology annotation, molecular function: lipid carrier activity. The annotation marks the transcript as partial. Gene Ontology annotation, biological process: lipid transport.